Molecule: messenger RNA, 191 nt
Organism: Paramecium octaurelia
Lineage: Eukaryota; Ciliophora; Oligohymenophorea; Peniculida; Parameciidae
Source: the annotation of a GenBank genome assembly
AUGAAGUAUUAGCUUAAUUGAAAUUUAUUGAUAGCAAAAUAUUCAAAUUGAUAAUUGAAAUGCUUAAAAAAGAGGCAAUUUCAGAUUCCCAAAGCUUUUAUCACAAGAUGAAAACCAAGAACGUUGGGUAGAACACAUUUUAGUUUAAAAUUUAUCACAGCAAGAUAAAUAAAAGAAGCUAAACUAGAUGA